AUGGCAUCAGAGGCAAUAUUGGAGGUAAUUCAGAUUGUCAGUGCUGUUGACAAAGAUGAUCCUAAAAAUGGGCAUUAUUUCUUGUAUAGUCUUCUUCCUGAAAUGGUCAACAAUCCAAAUUUUACUAUCAAGAAAAAUGAAGCUAUAAUUAAAACAGCUCUUCCCAACAUGGACAGAGAAGCCAAAGAAGAAUACUUUGUGGUCAUCCAAGCAAAGGACAUGGGAGGACAUAUGGGUGGACUUUCUGGAACUACAACAGUGACAAUUACACUCACUGAUGUUAAUGACAAUCCUCCUAAGUUUGCACAGAGUCUGUAUCACUUCUCAGUAAUGGAAGAUGUUGCUCUUGGUGAACCCAUAGGAAGGGUGAAAGCAAAUGACUUGGAUAUUGGAGAAAAUGCUAAAUCAUCGUAUGAUAUUAUUGAAGGAGAUGGAAUGGAUAUAUUUGAAAUCACUACAGAUGCCCAAACUCAGGAUGGUGUUAUUAGAGUGAGAAAGCCCCUGGACUUUGAGACCAAAAAAUCCUAUACUCUGAAGGUAGAAGCAGCCAACAUUCAUAUUGAUCCUCGCUUCAUCAGUGGAGGACCUUUCAAGGAUACAGCAACAGUAAAAAUUGUAGUAGAGGAUGCUGAUGAGCCUCCAGUCUUUUCAUCACCUACAUACCUAUUGGAAGUGCAUGAAAAUGCUGCUAUUAACUCUGUGAUUGGUCAGGUGACAGCCCAUGACCCUGAUGUGUCUUCCAGUCCUAUAAGGUUUUCCAUUGAUCGUCAUACUGACCUUGAGAGGCAGUUCAACAUUAAUGCAGAAGAUGGAAAAAUAACUUUGGCAACACCACUCGACAGAGAAACAAAUAUGUGGCACAAUAUAACGAUUGUAGCUACUGAAACUAGGAACCACAGUCAAGUGUCCCGGGUGCCUGUUACUAUCAAAGUUCUUGAUGUAAAUGACAACGCUCCUGAGUUUGCAUCAGAGCAUGAAGCCUUUUUAUGUGAGAAUGGGAAGCCUGGACAAGUAAAUAUCUCCAUGUUUUUUAUGUUGUAUAAUUUAGAGUGUUAGAGUGGGGUGCAGUUUCUCCCUGUCAUUUUAUCUU
Molecule: messenger RNA, 1090 nt
Organism: Meleagris gallopavo (turkey)
Lineage: Eukaryota; Metazoa; Chordata; Aves; Galliformes; Phasianidae
Source: RefSeq, a predicted model, not a curated record